Messenger RNA from Arabidopsis arenosa, 1925 nucleotides. The record is from the annotation of a GenBank genome assembly. NCBI's taxonomy places the organism in Eukaryota, Viridiplantae, Streptophyta, Magnoliopsida, Brassicales, Brassicaceae.
ACAACAAGAACCCACACAGGCUACGAAUUAGAGAAUGGCUGGUUCAUCAACGAAGAGAUUUCCUCUCUAUGCUAAAGAUUAUGAACUCUUUGAAGAGGUAGGUGAAGGUGUUAGUGCUACUGUUUACAAAGCUCGUUGCAUUGCUCUUAACGAAAUUGUCGCCGUUAAAAUCUUGGACCUCGAAAAAUGCAGAAACGAUUUGGAAACUAUACGCAAGGAAGUUCAUAUUAUGAGUUUAAUAGAUCAUCCGAAUUUAUUGAAAGCGCAUUGUUCGUUUAUCGAUCGUAGUAGCUUGUGGAUUGUAAUGCCUUAUAUGUCUGGUGGUUCUUGUUUUCAUUUAAUGAAAUCUGUAUAUCCGGAAGGUCUUGAGCAACCGAUAAUCGCUACUUUGUUGCGGGAAGUGCUUAAAGCACUUGUUUAUCUUCAUCGACAAGGUCAUAUCCAUAGAGAUGUUAAGGCUGGGAAUAUAUUGAUUCACUCAAAAGGCGUAGUUAAACUUGGAGACUUUGGAGUUUCAGCAUGUAUGUUUGAUAGCGGAGAAAGGAUGCGUACAAGGAAUACAUUCGUUGGGACUCCUUGUUGGAUGGCACCUGAGGUUAUGCAGCAAGUAGAUGGAUAUGAUUUCAAAGCCGAUAUAUGGUCGUUUGGUAUAACUGCACUGGAGCUUGCUCAUGGUCAUGCCCCAUUUUCCAAAUAUCCACCUAUGAAGGUGCUAUUAAUGACAUUACAAAAUGCUCCUCCUCGUCUUGACUAUGACAGAGAUAAGAAAUUCUCAAAGUCGUUUAGAGAGUUGAUCGCAGCCUGCUUAGUUAAAGAUCCAAAAAAGCGUCCAACUGCAGCAAAACUUCUGAAACACCCUUUCUUCAAACAUGCUCGGUCUACGGAUUAUUUGUCCCGUAAAAUUCUUCAUGGUCUUUCUCCACUUGGUGAACGUUUUAAAAAGCUCAAAGAGGCAGAGGCUGAGUUGUUUAAAGGCAUAAAUGGUGACAAAGAACAGUUAUCUCAGCAUGAGUAUAUGCGAGGAAUUAGUGCUUGGAAUUUUGAUCUCGAAGACUUGAGGAGGCAGGCAGCAAUUAUUCCAAAUGAUGAAAUGUGCAAUUCAGAGAUUCAGGAACUGAACACAAAAAGAGAUGUUGGGCUUGAUGUACCAAAAGGAAAGCCAGUGAUGCAAAGGUCACAGACUAUGCCUUUGGAAUUUUUUUCAGAAAAGGAUAUGAUGAGUGAGAGUUACAGUCAAUUAACCGGUUCAUUACUUCCUUCAUUCCAUCGCAAAUUCCUCCCGACUAUUGGGUAUCAAGUUGGCAUCCUUUCUGAUAAAAGCAAUGCAUGUUGCUCGAGCGAUGGAGUUGCAGAGAAGCUCGCUCUUGAAAAGCCACAUCAACUAGAACCAUUAGCGGAUACAGAGAAAAUUGGAAAAGCAGGAAGUGAGCAGGAGAAACCAAAAAAUGGUUACGCAGUUAGUCCUGUGAACCGUGAAUCUUCCACAUCAAAGGAACCAUUAGCGGAUACAAAGCAAAUUAGAAAAGCAGCAAAUGAGCAGGAGAAACCAAAAAACGGCGAUAUAGUUAGUCCUGUGAACGGUGAAUCUUCCCCAUCAAAGGAAAUCCUCCCACUGUUACAGAGUCUCCUGGUUCAGAAUGACAUUCAGAGGGCGAAAGUAAUCAGAUUAAUUAGAUUUUUUGAUCGAACUGCGGGAAAUGAAAAUCCGAUCGCAAAAACCGAAGGAGUGCAGAUAUAUCCAUCAAAGGAGAAAGAUCUACAAUCUCAGGUUCAGUUUUUAGAGCAAAGUGUUGAGAAGCUUGUAGAGGAAGUUCAGAGAAGAAAAGAAAUAAAUAGUCAGCUAGAACAACAGAUCAGCUCUCUGAUUAGCAGCAGCAACAACAUUCCUUAAGCUUAAUGGAGAAAGAUAAAUUCUUGAUGUAUUC